AUGUGGUCAGUCCUGCUCGUCUUCCUGUCCUCUCUGGACAGAAACCUGGUCAAAGGAGGAUUAGUAAGCAGUGCACUUGACGCAAUGAAACCGGACAAAGAAAGUUUUUGCUCCAAAGUCUCGUCAGUUCAAGGACUUUUUCUGUAUGAAGUAUCCGAUGGAGCAGAAGUGGUGCGCUCGCUGGUGACCUCCGCGGGUGCGCUCGUGGACUGCUCUAUCAAUAAGAAUCCAGAGCAGGUGAUGCUUUUUACGCGCGAGUGCAAGGCGGGACACAGAGAUGACACCGUAGAGCAGCAGGACCACGCAGCCUAUCAGCGCAUAGAUGAAUCCAGGCUGCUCUGCCAGCGCUUCCAGCAAAGCGAGAAACUCACCUCUACGGACCAAGCGCAUAGACGAGCCAAGCGAGGCUUCACCUAUCCCGGGACCCUGUGGUGUGGAGCGGGGAACAUGGCGGAUAAUUACAAUCAACUAGGUGAUUUUGCUGAAACUGACAGCUGCUGUCGAACCCACGACCACUGCCCUCACGUUAUCCACGCCUUUUCCUCCAACUAUGGCUAUACAAAUUUCAAAUGGCACUCCAUCAGUCACUGCGACUGCGAUGAAACACUCAAAGCAUGCCUGAGGAAAGUGAACGACACAUCUUCCAGAGUGGUUGGGCAAGCUUUCUUCAAUGUCAUUGAGGCUCCCUGCUUUACAUUUGCAUAUGAAGAGCAGUGUGUCGAGCGCCACUGGUAUGGCCUGUGUAAACGAUUUGAAAAGCGCCCCAUUGCGGUGCUCACAGACGCCGUCCCAUACGACUUUGGAGGAAUUGACAUCAUUGAUGAGCUGACGGUAGCUCCCUCCAGGAAAAAAGAUUCCAAUAAGAGUGGAGAGCAGGUGCAAUCUGAGCCGACCUCACCGUCUCCAGUGUCAGGCUCCCAGAGCAGCAGUCCUGACGAGCCCUCCCUCAGAAACGUGAUGACGGCUGCAGAAGACUUCAUCAAAGUCCUGGCCACUGUGUCCACUUCACAGAGCUCCACAGCUGACUCUGACAAAGGCGACUCACCGAGUUCAGAGAAGAAGAAGAAAAAGCCCUCACAAAAGAAAAAGAAAACUAAAAAGACAAAAGGAAAGGGUAGAAAGAAGAAGAAGCAGGAAGCAGUGGUGAAAAUUGAAGACGGUGGUGCAGUACCGCUGUCCAGUCCCAAAGAGGAGGGAGCCACUGGUCUGAGUAACUUUAUCAGUGAGCCUCAGUCACCAGAGCAGAUAGGUAGAGUAUCCAACAAGGUGAGUGAGAAUGAAUAUGAGCUGGGAGUUAGAGAGGAAACAUCCAAUGAAGUCAUGAAAGAUGAACCAGCUCUGGAGCAGGAGGCCAUUUCUGUUACAUCACCAAGACCCAUCAAGAGGAAACCUACAAAAAUGGGUUUUCUCUCCAUAGUGUCCAGCACAAGGAGUUUACACAGAGCUAAAGCUAAGUGGUUACGAAAUAGACAGAAGAAAGUUAAAACUGUUCCUACAUUUCAAUUAGAAACCACAUCUGCAUCAUCAAAGCCACAGGACCAAAGCAUUGUGAACACAUCUGAAAGGCCACUCAUUGUGAACACAAGUCCAAUUGAAAUCUCUGAAGUCAAAAAGAACAGGUCAAAGUUGAGAAAAGAGAGGGAGGAGAGGAAUAAAAAACAAAAAGUAGUGAAUGAAAAUGUUGAGGACAAUAAGAAAGAGGGCACUAGCCUUCUGACAACCACCCCAGGGCAAUUUUCUCAGGACGUAGAGAGAGGCAGGGUCCAUGUUACGCCUCUUAGCCCAUCAUUUAGUGUGCUAAAAAGACAAAGACACAGGUCAAAAGAGAAAGGGAUCAGUAAGAAAAAGAGGAAAGGUCAGUCUCUUUUAAAUGAACAUUUGUUUGAAACCACGGAGGAAGAGGUUAUUCUUCCAACUCCAAGUGGGGCCCAGAUCAGUCCUGCUAUCACCACAGAAAUAAGUCGGUUAAUGGACAGCACUCAACUAACCACCUCAUGGCAGGUUUUUACUACAGCAAACAUGCCUUCUGUCAACACUAAGAGACUUCCGAACAAAAAACGUGGAAAGUUGAAGAACAGAUCCAACUUCACAACUUUAAGUGAGCCCAAACUAUUCACAGUUACAAGACCCCCUUCUAAACCAGCAGUAGUUAAAUAUGUUUCAAUGACAACUGAUAACUUUUGGUCACCUCAAUCCACAACCACCUCUGCUGUCAGCGCCCUCAGCCCUAUGCAGUUAACUAUUGAAAAAGUGAAAGAGCAAUUUGAGAGAAAGAGAAAAAGGAAAGUAGCUUUGUUUUCAGCUUAG
This is a messenger RNA of Boleophthalmus pectinirostris (great blue-spotted mudskipper), 2307 nucleotides long. RefSeq names its product protein interacting with cyclin A1 (gene proca1). The transcript is spliced from 4 exons. NCBI's taxonomy places the organism in Eukaryota, Metazoa, Chordata, Actinopteri, Gobiiformes, Gobiidae. Gene Ontology annotation, biological process: phospholipid metabolic process; arachidonate secretion. Gene Ontology annotation, molecular function: A2-type glycerophospholipase activity. The record is from RefSeq and is a predicted model, not a curated record. The coding region runs from base 1 to 2307 and encodes 768 amino acids.